Molecule: messenger RNA, 1447 nt
Organism: Cylindrotheca closterium
Lineage: Eukaryota; Bacillariophyta; Bacillariophyceae; Bacillariales; Bacillariaceae
Source: the annotation of a GenBank genome assembly
AUGUCUACACUACCUUGGAACACACAACGACGAGACGACGCCGUCGCCCGAGGUCCCCAUAAGUCUGCAAAAGAUGAAGUGUCCUUCGUCCGAGAAGAGUUCACGGAUUUUCUCAACAAGAAAUUCUGGACCAUCCUACCCUAUCGACUCGUGCGGCAUCUACAGAACUUGCGACUCAGUCCUCUGGGCGUCGUUCCACAACGGGACAGACGGCCCAGACUGAUAGUUGACCUUUCUUUCUUUGGCAUCAAUCAAGAAUCCGUCCCAAUCGCACCAUCAGAUUCCAUGCAAUUCGGACGUGCCCUUCACCGCAUCCUACAACGAAUCCUCCAAGCCAACCCUCUGCACGGGCCUGUUUACAUCUCCAAGAUUGACAUUGCCGAUGGUUUCUACCGCAUUCAAUUGGCACCUUAUGCCGUCCCACAUCUGGCUGUCCUACUCCCGCAACACCCCAACGAAGAAGCCAUGGUUGCCUUUCCCCUGGUCCUCCCUAUGGGCUGGGUCAAUUCGCCACCAUACUUCUCGGCCGUCACCGAAACUGGAGCGGACCUGAUGAACCGACGCCUCAAACAGCGCCCCCAAGAGCCACCUCAUCGCCUAGAAGAGCUUGCCCUGUUUCCACCAGCACUUGAGAAGCCUGCUUCCAGCCUACCUCCGACAACCCACCGUGUGGAUGACCCCAUCGCCACGCCACCUUCCAAGCCCAUCCAUCAACCCCGGUUCCGUCGGCCAAUGCGAUACGCUGACGUCUACGUUGAUGACUUCAUCUCUUUGGUCCAAGGUACCGAGAACGACCGUCGUCAAGCCAUGCGCACUCUUCUUCACGUGCUCGACAGUGUUUUUCGACCUCGUGACUCCACCAGAGACCUCCCCUUUCGUCAAGAGCCGGCUUCCGUCAAAAAGCUCAAAAAGGGCGACGCCAGCUGGUCUACCAAAAAAGUUGUGCUCGGAUGGCUCCUGGAUUCUGUUGACAAAACCAUCAGCCUCCCGCCACAUCGAAUUGAACGGCUGCAAACCAUCCUGGCUGGCAUUGGCCCCACUAAGAAGCGCAUCAGUGCCAAGAACUGGCAUCGGUUGCUGGGUGAAUUGCGAUCUAUGGUGAUUGGAAUCCCAGGGGCACGCGGCCUGUUUAGCCCACUUCAAGAAGCCUUUCGAACCGAAACCCCGGACCAUCGCCUUCGCCUGAACGCCAUGGUUCACCAAUUCCUGGACGAUUUUCGUCAGCUGUCCACAACCCUUGGUGACCGUCCCACCAGGAUAGCCGAGCUCAUUCCUCAAGAUCCGAGUGUUAUUGGAACUACAGACGCUUCGGGGACGGGAAUGGGCGGUGUUGCUUUUCUCAAUACUCCCUCUGGUCUGCGACCCAUACUCUGGCGGCAUCGCUACCCCAAGCAUGUCCAAUCAAAAUUGAUAACCUUCGACAAUCCACGGGGUUCGUUGAGCAUUG